AUGAUUGCCAAAUUUGGAGUUGUCAGCCUCCUCGCAGCCUCGCUGUCGGGCGUCUCUGCCCAGACCUUCCAGCGCCUGGGAACAUGCCCGACUCUGGGAUGUGUUCUGCCUCCCGACCAGAGCGACUUCCUCCCCGGCCAGCUGUUUGACUUGCGUGUCGAGGUUCACGCUCCCGUCAACGGCUCCGAGGCCGCUCACAAAGGCAAGCCCGACGAGAAGUUCAAAGUGACCAUCUCCAAGGACGGCGGCAAGGCCAAGGACUUUGCCAAAGCCUUUGACAUCACGGAGCCUUCGCUCGAGAAGUGGACGUUCAACUGGUAUGAGGACCUCUUUGCUCAAGACGCCCACAAGCCCUCCGUUGUCAACGUCGCCUCCAAGGCGUACCGUAAGAUUGCCCUCUACGAGCCGGGCACUUACACCGUCACCUUGAACUACUACAAUGGCGAGAAGACCACCGCCAAGUGGGUUGUCCGCGACCUCCACACCAAGAAGAGGGCCAAGAAUGUCAUCUUCUUCAUUGGUGACGGCAUGACCACCAACAUGAUCACCGCUGCCCGUCUCCUCGGACACCAGAGCAUCAACGGCAAAUACCAAACUCGUCUACAGCUUGACGAGUUCCCCGUCCUGGGCCACCAGAUGACACACUCCAUUGACAGCUACAUUACCGAUUCUGCCAACUCUGCCUCUGCUCUCUACUCUGGUCACAAGAGCACCGUCAACGCUAUGGGUGUCCACGCCGACUCCUCUCCGAACGCCUUCGAUGACCCCAAGGUUGAGACCAUUGUUGAGAUCUUUCGCCGCGUCCGCAAAGGUGUCUGGGGUGCUGUUUCUACCGCUUUCCUUGCCGAUGCCACUCCCAUUGCUCUCAGUGGCCACACUCGCCGUCGCAGCGAGUACGGCUCUCUGAUUGACCAGGCCCUCCACGGCAUGACCAACUACUCCUGGACCAACCACGGUGGUCCUGAUGUCUUCUUCGGUGGCGGUGCUGAGCAGUUCCUCCCCGGUACCGGUUCUUACCAGGGCAAGGACUACUAUGCCGAGUUCGCCAAGAAGGGCUACUCUGUCAGCACUGACAAGAAGUCCCUCCUCGCUGCCGACAACAACAAGAAGGCUCUUGGUGUCUUUUGCCAGGGUGUCAUGCCCGUCUGGCUGGACCGCAACAUCUACAAGGACAACCUCAAGGCCUUCAAGAACGACCCCAAGGGUGGAAAGGGACCUGCUCUUGACCUGCCCGGUCUCAAGGAGAUGACCCUCAAGGCUGUUGAUAUCCUGCACAAGCGCGGUGGCAAGGAGGGAUUCUUCCUCAUGUCCGAGGCUGCUUCCAUCGACAAGCAAAUGCACGUCCUUGACUACGAUCGUGCUCUGGGUGAUCUUUUGGAGCUCGACGACACCGUCCGUGCUACUGUUGCCAAGCUCAAGCAGCUGGGUAUCUAUGAAGAGACGCUGAUUGUCGUAUCUGCUGACCACGGCCACGGCUUUGACGUCUUUGGCUCUGCCGAUACCGAAUACCUGACCGCCCAGAAGGACGAGCGCGCCAAGCGCAAUGCCAUUGGCGUCUACGAAAAGUCUGGUCUCUCCCAGUACACCAAGAAGGACGGCAAGAUCAGCUAUGGCACUGGCGUCAACUUCCCUACCAACUGGGAGCCUCGCUACGCCAUUGCCGGUGGUGUCGGUGCUGCCCCUGACCACCGUGAGAACUACAAGGUCCACAAGAACGGCCCUCGCCUGCCCGCCACUCCCAUUGGCAGCGAGUACUUUGUCAAUCCCGAGGACGGCGUCGACGGCAUCGUCAUCAACGGAACCAUUCCCACCUCCGAGGCUCAGGGCGUCCACUCUCUGACUGACGUGCCCGUCUUUGCCCUUGGCCCUUGCCAGGAGACUUUUGGCGGUACUUACAACAACGUCGACAUCUUUUACAAGAUCGCUAACUGCUUGGGUCUGGCUCAUGGCAAGGGUGACUGCUAG
Messenger RNA from Trichoderma harzianum CBS 226.95, 1965 nucleotides. RefSeq lists its product as hypothetical. NCBI's taxonomy places the organism in Eukaryota, Fungi, Ascomycota, Sordariomycetes, Hypocreales, Hypocreaceae. The coding region runs from base 1 to 1965 and encodes 654 amino acids. Gene Ontology annotation, biological process: dephosphorylation. Gene Ontology annotation, molecular function: alkaline phosphatase activity. The transcript is spliced from 5 exons. The record is from RefSeq and is a predicted model, not a curated record.